AUGGAUCGCGGUGCUGAUGAGCAGAACGGCGGCGACGCGGCGGAGUGGAAGAAGGUGGCCGACCUGAGGGUCGUCGUGGAGGCUCAGGACCCCGCUGCCAAGGAGGAAGACGACUUUGCUCUACGGAGGUUCCUACGGGCCCGUGACCACAACAUCGACAAGGCAUCGGCGAUGUUGCUCAAGUACUUGAGCUGGAAACGCACCACCAAGCCACGCGGUUCCAUCACCGAUUAUGAGGUGCAAGGUGAGCUCGUGCAGGAGAAGCUCUAUAUGCAGGGCUUGGACAAGAAGGGGCGCCCGCUAGUGUACCUCUUCCUCGCCCGCCACUUCCCCGCCAAGCGUGACCUCGAUGAGUUCAAGCGCUACGUCAUCUACAUCCUCGACAACACCUGCACCAGGUUGCAGGCAGGGCAGGAAAAGUUUGCGGUGGUGGCGGACCUUCGGGGUUGGGGGUAUGCGAAUUGCGACAUCCGAGCAUAUGUCGCGGCACUAGACAUCAUGCAGAGCUACUACCCGGAGCGGCUGGGGCGGGUGCUCCUGAUCCAUGUGCCCUACGUGUUCAUGGCGGCAUGGAAGAUGUUGUACCCUUUCAUUGAUGAUAAGACCAAGGAGAAGUUUGUGUUCGUCGCCGACAGAGACCUCGAUGCCACGUUCCGUGACUCCAUCGACGAGUCCCAGCUGCCCGAGGUGUACGGGGGCAGGCUUGAGCUUCGGGGCUACAACGAUUUGUCGCCACCGUCGUCGUACUCUCCAAUUAACUAA
Messenger RNA from Triticum turgidum subsp. durum (durum wheat), 762 nucleotides. NCBI's taxonomy places the organism in Eukaryota, Viridiplantae, Streptophyta, Magnoliopsida, Poales, Poaceae. The record is from the annotation of a GenBank genome assembly.